AUGAAGCUCACUACUACCAGCUUAUUGUCGCUCGCUGCUUUUGUCUGUUCAACUCAAGCCACUUGGUGUUUGUUUGAAGAUUUAUUCAAGGACUUUGCACCUCAUCAUGUCAACCCAAUUUGUGAGAUAAAGGAUAUCUUAUGUGACACCAAUGAUUCAAAUAGUUCAUCCGAUUCCGACUCGGUCAACUUCAAGUCUGCUUUCGUUGUUAACAGUGCAGAAAAGAAUGCUGAUGGUACUUUUAACGUUGUUGCCAAUUACGAAGCAGACCAAUUUGACCAGUUGCAUCAACACUUUGGUGGUAACAUUGACCUGUUGUCUCUUACUGGUACUGGUUGCUCCGACGUUAAAAUUUUUGGAUCUGGUGCUUCAAACGCUGUUUCGAAUGCUUUCAAGUGGUCCACAAAGUUCCAAUGUAAGCCUGAAUACAAGAAUGGCAAGUGUUGUCUUCCUGAGGGGUUUACAAUCGCAUUCAAGUUUGUUGAAAUUGGUCUUGCUUGGGAAGCAUUGAAGUUGAUUUUUGGUCACAAUUACUGUAUCUAUGGUGUGAUUGCUCACUGGAACUUCGUAAGUGUUUUUGACCCAUGGACUUUGCUCCACCACGAUUUGUCAGUGUUCAAAAGAGACGAAGUUGUUGAUGGUGUUGAUGGCUACUCCACUAUUGAUAAGAGAACCUUGGGAUUCUUGCAAGAUUUGUUGGGUCAAACUACUACUAAACACGCAGGUUUGAAACAAUUCUGCUGGGAAUGUGAUUGUCCAAGUCCAUCAAGCAGCUCUACUGCUCCGCCAAGUACUUCAAGCACUGAAUCGUCUAGCUCAACUCCUCAGUCAUCUACUCCAGCCACUGAAUCAUCUACUUCAGCUACUGAGUCAUCUACUUCAGCUACUGAGUCAUCUACUUCAGCUACUGAGUCAUCUACUCCAGCUACUGAGUCAUCUACUCCAGCCACUGAGUCAUCUACUCCAGCCACUGAGUCAUCUACUCCAGCCACUGAGUCAUCUACUCCAGUCACUGAAUCAUCUACUUCAGCUACUGAGUCAUCUACUCCAGCCACUGAAUCGUCUUCUCCAGCCACUGAAUCGUCUUCUCCAGCCACUGAGUCAUCUACUUCAGCUACUGAAUCAUCUACUCCAGCUACUGAAUCAUCUACUCCAGCCACUGAAUCGUCUACUCCAGCUACUGAGUCAUCUACUCCAGCUACUGAGUCAUCUACUCCAGCUACCGAGUCAUCUACUCCAGCCACUGAAUCGUCUACUCCAGCCACUGAGUCAUCUACUCCAGGAAGUUCAUCGUCCGCUCAAGCUACUGAAUCGUCUUCUCCAGCCACUGAGUCAUCUACUCCAGGAAGUUCAUCGUCCGCUCAAGCUACUGAAUCAUCUACAAUCGCUGAGUCUUCUCAUACCAUCCCAACUCAUUCAACCACCACCGUGGUGAUCACGUCGUGCUCAGAGAAUAAAUGUGAAUCUUCCACUAUCACUACUGGUGUCACUGUUGUUACCGAAGGAACUACCAUUUAUACUACUUACUGUCCUUUGACUGAAGAGAGCUCUUCGUCAGUCCCAACAUCAAAAGGAUCACCAGCUCCAGGAACUUUAACAACACCAACAGCUUCAGCUACUUCAUCACCAGCUCCAGGUAGUCAACCAAGUACUGCAUCAUCUGCUCCAACUGGCCCACAAGGUACUGCAUCAGUUGCUCCAGGUGGUCAACCAGGUACUGCAUCAGUUGCUCCAGGUAGUCAACCAAGUACUGCAUCAUCUGCUCCAACUGGCCCACAAGGUACUGCAUCAGUUGCUCCAGGUGGUCAACCAGGUACUGCAUCAGUUGCUCCAGGUAGUCAACCAAGUACUGCAUCAUCUGCUCCAACUGGCCCACAAGGUACUGCAUCAGUUGCUCCAGGUGGUCAACCAGGUACUGCAUCAGUUGCUCCAGGUAGUCAACCAAGUACUGCAUCAUCUGCUCCAACUGGCCCACAAGGUACUGCAUCAGUUGCUCCAGGUGGUCAACCAGGUACUGCAUCAGUUGCUCCAGGUAGUCAACCAAGUACUGCAUCAUCUGCUCCAACUGGCCCACAAGGUACUGCAUCAGUUGCUCCAGGUGGUCAACCAGGUACUGCAUCAGUUGCUCCAGGUAGUCAACCAAGUACUGCAUCAUCUGCUCCAACUGGCCCACAAGGUACUGCAUCAGUUGCUCCAGGUGGUCAACCAGGUACUGCAUCAGUUGCUCCAGGUAGUCAACCAAGUACUGCAUCAUCUGCUCCAACUGGCCCACAAGGUACUGCAUCAGUUGCUCCAGGUGGUCAACCAGGUACUGCAUCAGUUGCUCCAGGUAGUCAACCAAGUACUGCAUCAUCUGCUCCAACUGGCCCACAAGGUGCUACAUCAGUUGCACCAGGUAGUCAACCAGGUACUGCAUCAGUUGCACCAGGUGGUCAACCAGGUACUGCAUCAGUUGCACCAGGUGGUCAACCAGGUACUGCAUCAUCUGCUCCAGCUGGCCCACAAGGUACUGCAUCAACAGCUGCUUCAGGACCAGCACAUAAUGGCGGAUCUCAAAGUGUUGCAGGUCCAUCUUCAUCUGCUCCUCAAGUUUCACAAGCUCCUUCAGAGAGUGGAAACGGAAACACUGCUGCUGUAUCUACAUACGAGGGUGCUGGUGUAAAGAACUCCGUUGGUGCUCUUUUGAUUGGUGCUGCUGUAUUGUUGCUUUAA
This is a messenger RNA of Lodderomyces theae, 2712 nucleotides long. It is a transcript of the gene RBT1, whose product is annotated as adhesin RBT1. The record is from RefSeq and is a predicted model, not a curated record. NCBI's taxonomy places the organism in Eukaryota, Fungi, Ascomycota, Pichiomycetes, Serinales, Debaryomycetaceae. The transcript has a single exon. Bases 1 to 2712 code for a protein of 903 amino acids.